AUGGUUGCUUCCUCUUCAUCUACUUCUUGGGAGACUCAAAUGGUUUCCCAAGAAGAAAUUAAUGCGUUUCAUACCAUUGAUCGAAACAUCUUCGCCAGGCUUGUUCGGAACCUUCGACGUGAUAUAGGCGAGUCCAUUCACGUGAUGUCUUUCCUCCUUUGGGUUGAACAUGGCGAUAACCCUGCUCGAAACUUGGUUUCCAGUAUUCAACCCUGGUCUGAUACUCUGAUCAAUGCAUUGGCUAAAGAGGCUGUCCUUUGUUUGAAUUGUAUAAAGAGUGAUGAGUUCCCGUUCAAUAAUUUCAAAGACUCCAACUAUCUCAUUCCUUUGAUUCAAGGAUUGACAAAAAAUUGGGCCUCUCUUCAUUUCUUUCAUCAUAAUCGUCUUCGUAUUGUGCCUGAUAUUAUUCAAAAUAUUCAGGAUGUUUGUUUUCGAGCCUUUGGAGAUAUAUUGCAGCAGGCAUCGACUAUUAAUUCAAUGGCUGCCCAACACAGAGUUGAACAAAGUUUGGAGGCAUCAAGGUUUAAUUGUCCAUUGACUAGGCCAACUUUGCCUGUAUUCAACAACUAUAACUCUGAGUUUGGAAUCUUUGGUGAUCAAAACAUGGGAAAUAAGCGAGUUUUCUGGCCCCUUUGGAAUUCAGGCAAUUUGAGUUUUGUCCAAGAAGUUGAUCCUUAUAAUAUCAAGACUCAAAAACAGUCUGUGGAUGAGGAAAUGGAGGAACUGUUGAAUAACAUACACUCCAUUGACAUUAAGGGUUGGGAAGCGAAUAAUAAUAAUAAUAAUAAUAAUCAAGAAGUCCCAGCAGAGGAUAGAACUAUUUUCUUAACAUUUUCUAAAGGAUACCCUAUAUCAGAGAAAGACGUAACAGAUUUCUUCACUAGAAAAUUUGGGGAUAAUUUCAUUGAAAGAGUUGAGAUGCAAGAAGUCCCAAUUGGAGAGCAGCCAUUGUUUGCAAAGUUGGUUUUGCAUUCUGCUUCUAGCCUUGACACCAUUUUGAAUGGCGUACCCAAAGCCAAGUACUCAAUCAAGGGAAAGCACGUUUGGGCUCGAAAGUUUGAGCAUAGAUAUCUUUAAGUCACCAUUCCUAGGUGGAGUAUGGUGUACUAAGGAGUUGCUGGUUGUUUAUAAUAAAUCGUGAUUCUAGUGUAUGCGUGAUUAUGGCACAUUCUUGUUGUAGUGAGUGUGGUUUGUUAUAGUUUGACGUGUUGAAGG
Theobroma umbraticum is the source of this 1215-nucleotide messenger RNA. RefSeq lists its product as uncharacterized. NCBI's taxonomy places the organism in Eukaryota, Viridiplantae, Streptophyta, Magnoliopsida, Malvales, Malvaceae. The record is from RefSeq and is a predicted model, not a curated record.